Molecule: messenger RNA, 2238 nt
Organism: Trifolium pratense (red clover)
Lineage: Eukaryota; Viridiplantae; Streptophyta; Magnoliopsida; Fabales; Fabaceae
Product: protein FAR1-RELATED SEQUENCE 9
Exons: 3
Coding region: 437-2062 (541 amino acids)
Biological process (GO): regulation of DNA-templated transcription
Molecular function (GO): zinc ion binding
Source: RefSeq, a predicted model, not a curated record
ACAAAUUCUAAAAUUUUCAGGGGGGUAUUUUGUCGGAUUAAAAUAAUAUUACUCCGUCCCAAAAUAUAAGCAAAAGAAGGUCAACAAGAGUGAAUGUAUCUGGACUAAAUUUUAGACCAAAUACAUCAACUUUCAUUGACCAAUUUUUGCUUAUAUGUUGGGACAGAGGGAGUAUUAUUUUUGCCCCAAUCCACUAAAUUUUUGUUUUUUUUUGGAUCUGAUGAAUAUAAUAUGAGGGGCUUGAAGGCCCACUGUUCAUUUUACGCUCAAAAACACAUUUGAAGAAAAUCAAUCAAUCCAUCCGCGAAGAUCAACCACCGUCGCCGGUCUAUCGUCCGUCUUCACUGUCGAAGGUCGCAGUUCCUUGCGCCGCCGUAUCUUCUUCUUCUUCUUCUUCUUCUUCUUCUUCACACCAGCCCUUACUCAAAAAGCACAUAUGAGUAGUACUAGACAGCGAACCAUUGGUGGCGGGAGUCAUCAUGUAUUGGACUAUCUGAAGCGCAUGCAUGCAGAGAAUCAUACUUUCUUUUAUGCAGUCCAGGGUGACAUUGCUCAAGGGAGUGGGAAUAUAUUUUGGGCUGAUGCAACAUGUAGAAUGAACUACUCUUAUUUUGGGGAUGCUGUUAUAUUGGACACAACCUAUAAGACUAAUCAGUACCGGGUACCAUUUGCUGCUUUUACUGGGUUUAAUCAUCAUGGGCAACCUGUUUUAUUUGGUUGUGCAUUGAUUCUCAAUGAAUCUGAGUCCUCAUAUAUAUGGCUAUUCAGAACUUGGCUUCAUGCCAUGUCUGGACGCCACCCUGUCUCCAUUACAACAGACUUGGAUCCAGGCAUACAAGUUGCUGUUGCUCAAGUUCUUCCUCCAACUCGCCACCGGUUCUGUAAAUGGAGUAUAUUCAGAGAAAGCAGAGGCAAACUAGCUCAUAUAUAUCAAUCGCAACCUACUUUCGAAACCGAAUUCAAGAAAUGUGUUCAUGAGAGUGAGACUAUUGAUGCGUUUGAGUCUUGUUGGCACUCACUAUUGGAAAGAUACUACAUCAUGGAUAAUGAAUGGCUUCAGUCAAUAUACAAUGCACGACAACUUUGGGUCCCUGUCUACUUGCGGGACAGUUUUUUUGGAGAAAUAUCUUUAAAUGCUGGAAAUGAAGGUUUGAACUUUUUCUUUGAUGGAUAUGUAAAUGCAUCCACCACAUUACAGUUGUUGGUUAGACAAUAUGAGAAGGCUGUAUCAACUUGGCAUGAAAAAGAACUAAAAGCAGAUUUCGAAACUACCAAUAUUAGCCCAGUUUUGAAAACACCAUCUCCUAUGGAAAAGCAAGCUGCAAGUCUUUAUACGAGAAAGAUAUUCAUGAAAUUUCAAGAUGAGUUAGUAGAGACUAUGGCAAAUCCUGCUAAAAAAAUUGAUGAUUCAGGAACUAUCACCACCUACCGAGUUGCCAAAUUUGGAGAAAACCAAACAUCUCAUGUUGUCACUUUUAAUUCUUCUGAAAUGAAAGCUAGUUGCAGCUGUCAGAUGUUUGAAUAUUCAGGAAUCAUUUGCAGGCAUGUAUUAGCAGUCUUCAGAGCUAAAAAUGUUCUUACACUUCCGUCUCAGUAUGUGUUGAAACGCUGGACAAGGAAUGCAAAAACUGGCGUGUUGUUAGAUGAACAAGCAUCUGCACUGCCUAGCAGUUCUCACGAGUCUACUACAGUACGUUACAACAAUUUGCGUCAAGAAGCCAUCAAGUAUGUGGAAGAAGGUGCUAAAUCAAUCCAAACAUAUCAUGUUGCAAUGAAAGCUUUGCAAGAAGCUGCUAAGAAGGUUUGUACCGUAAAACCUACAAUAGCCAACGGAGGCAGGAGUGUUUUGCUUACAGGAAAUGAAGACGCUUCAAGUCAAAGUCAUCAAUCUGUGGAGGAGAAGCAAAAGAGAAUCCGAGAGUUGACUGCGGAGUUAGAGACCACAAAUCAACGAUGUAAUGUUUAUAGGGCAAACUUGCUGGCGGUGCUAAGGGAUAUGGAAGAACAGAAGUUAAAGCUGUCAGUGAAGGUCCAGAAUGCAAGACUUAGUUUGAAAGAGUGACUACAUCAAUCACUGAUAGGUUUUAGAUUGUUUAUCUGUCUAGUUUGUUUUACGUUAGCUUAUGAUGUUGUUUGUGUUAUCUUAUCUAUAUGGUUAGAGGUUAAAUUUAAUCACUGUGCUUAUUAUUAUGUAUUAAUUAAUUGAUAUAUACUAUAAUCGAAUGAAUACUUAAGUUU